GCAUUAACAGUAUUUCAAGUACUCUUGGUAUCUUCAGCCCUGCGGGGGUGGGAGAUUACCAGUUUUAGGUGAGCAGUUCUUUAAUACAGAGUUGGGCAGGAAUAUGAUCUAAAGUUGAAAGUGGCCAGUGGGGUGAGGCAAUAUGAAUGCACAGAUGCCAAGUUCCCAUCCUUGUUCUUAGCUGUCCAUCGGGUGUCUGAAGGCCCAAGUGAAGAGAUAGCACUCCAGCAAAACAGCAGCUAAAUCCCUGUUACACUUGGAUUCUCACUCCCGAGAUCUGCCUGUCUUUUUGGGUAAUAUGGGUCCUGGAGUCACCUGUCCAUGGAGAAGCUGGCUCUCUGGCUUCCAAAUGAGGACUUGGAUCGAGCCUGUGGUGGCCUCAACCCAGGUGGCCGGGUCCCUCUACGAUGCAGGACUGCUCCUGGUAGUGAAGGAAUCCUUUGCAUCCGAGGCUGGAGGCUCCUCCAAUCACACUGCCAGUCAGUCACUUAGGGGGCAUCAGGAGGACCAACAGCAGAAGGCCAUCUCCAACUUCUACAUCAUCUACAACCUGGUGGUGGGCCUGACACCCCUACUAUCCGCCUAUGGAUUAGGCUGGCUCAGUGACCACUACCACCGCAAGAUCUCAAUCUGCACAUCAAUGCUGGGCUUCCUGCUGUGCCGCAUUGGACUCCUGCUCAAAGUGAUGCUGGACUGGCCAGUGGAGGUGAUGUACGGAGCAGUAGCUCUCAGUGGGCUAUGCGGGGGCUUCUCCGCUUAUUGGUCUGGGGUCAUGGCGCUGGGAUCCCUGGGCUGCUCCGAAGGACGCCGCUCCUUGCGCCUUAUCCUCAUCGAUUUGGUCCUGGGGUUGGCUGGGUUCUGUGGGAGCAUGGCCUCGGGGCAUCUCUUCAGACAAAUGGUUGGGCACUCUGCGCAAGGCCUCAUGUUAACCGCCUGCAGCGUGGGCUGUGCAGCAUUUGCCCUUUUCUACAGCCUCUUUGUGCUGAAGGUCCCCGAGUCUGUGCCCAAGCCCAACAAUAUGUACCCCACCGUAGAUACUGUGUCUGGCAUGGUGGGCACCUAUCGAACCCUAGAUCCAGAUGAACUGGACAAGCAGAAUGUAUCAGGGAACCCUCUGACUCCUGGGAAAAGGAAGCCCUCCCUAACCAUCGUUGCCCUGCUAUUUGUGGGUGCCAUCGUCUAUGAUCUGGCCGUCGUGGGCACAGUGGACGUCAUGGCCCUUUUUGUGCUAAAGGAGCCUCUCAGUUGGAACCAAGUGCAGCUGGGUUAUGGGAUGGCUUCUGGAUACAUAAUCUUCAUCACUAGCUUCUUGGGUGUUCUAGUCUUCUCCCGCUGCUUCCGAGACACCACGAUGAUCAUAAUUGGGAUGGUCUCCUUUGCGUCCGGAGCCCUUCUCUUGGCCUUUGUGAAGGAGACAUACAUGUUCUACAUUGCUCGAGCCGUCAUGCUGUUCGCGCUUAUCCCCAUCACGACCAUCCGAUCAGCCAUGUCCAAGCUCAUAAAGGACUCUUCCUACGGGAAGGUGUUCGUCAUACUGCAGCUGUGUCUAGCUCUGACUGGUGUGGUGACAUCCACCAUAUAUAACAAGAUCUAUCAGCUCACCAUGGACAAGUUCGCUGGCACCUGCUUUGCCCUAUCUUCCUUUCUCUCCUUCUUGGCAAUUGUCCCAAUUGGCAUUGUGGCCUACAAACAAGUCCCGAGGACACAACAAGGAGAGAGAGCAGAGAAAUGAAGGAGCUGAAAACACCAGCAAUAACCAGGUUCUGCCCAUGAAAGCCACGUUCCAGCCUUCCAAUGACCCUCUGUGGCCCUUGCAUCCCUGUGGGAGGGAAAAUCACUUUCUGAAUAUUGGAGGAAAUCUCCUAGUUCUUGGAUGCCUCUGCAGGGUUAGGGUCUGUGGGUACAGGCUGCUUGCACAGGCAUCCUAGGUCAUGGAGGGGUUCCGGCUCCUUCCAGCCUUUUCUCUCAUCACUGUCUUAAAGGCUCCAAUGGAGGGUUAAUAGGUCACCUGGGCACUGUGCUAGAAGUUCUAUGGAAGACUUAGCCUGCAUUUCACCAGCCCAGGGGGAAUGAACAUGAAAUGGACAUUUUGUAAAAACUGACAUUUCUGUAUGCAUGACACUAGUUUUCAAGUUAAUGUAACAUCUUGAAAAACUGAGUUUUCUUGGUUGAGUUGGAAACAAGAGAGGAACAAAGUUCAGGGUAGUGUUAGCACUGUUGCUUUUGGGAAGAAGAUAGCUGGACUGGGGCUGCAAAGCAGUUGGUGGAGUGUUUGCCUAGCAUGCAUGAAACCCUGGAUUCCAUCUCAGAAGCCAGGCAUGGCUGUGCACACCUGUAAUCCCUGCACUUGGGAGGUAGAGUCAGAAGGAUCAGAAAUUCAAGGCCAUCCUCGGCUGUAUUGUCAGUUUGAGGUCAGCUGGGAACACAUGACAUCCUGCAUCAAAAAUCAAAACAAAACCAGCAACAACAGCAAAAGUCAACAUGUACCAGUGAAAUAUGCAAAGGAACACUUUCAAUCAAUAGUUUCCCGAGUGGAUGGUGUAGAGAUGGGGAUGUCAUGCACCAGCUUAUUCUGAGUUACUUAUGCUGACUGUCCCUUUUGCUUACCAGGCUGAAUCAUCUCCUAAUAAAAUCAACAUUCACAGUG
Mesocricetus auratus (golden hamster) is the source of this 2647-nucleotide messenger RNA. It is a transcript of the gene Slc46a2, whose product is annotated as solute carrier family 46 member 2. Gene Ontology annotation, molecular function: transmembrane transporter activity. Gene Ontology annotation, biological process: transmembrane transport. Gene Ontology annotation, cellular component: membrane. NCBI's taxonomy places the organism in Eukaryota, Metazoa, Chordata, Mammalia, Rodentia, Cricetidae. Bases 299 to 1732 code for a protein of 477 amino acids. The record is from RefSeq and is a predicted model, not a curated record. The transcript has 5 exons.